Messenger RNA from Spinacia oleracea (spinach), 678 nucleotides. RefSeq lists its product as uncharacterized. The record is from RefSeq and is a predicted model, not a curated record. NCBI's taxonomy places the organism in Eukaryota, Viridiplantae, Streptophyta, Magnoliopsida, Caryophyllales, Amaranthaceae. The transcript has a single exon. The coding region runs from base 1 to 678 and encodes 225 amino acids. Gene Ontology annotation, molecular function: catalytic activity.
AUGGUAUGGAACAUGCAUGGUGCAGGGAGCACAACCUUUGUCAACACUCUCAAAGAACUAGUUCGUACACACCGCCCGAAUGUUCUGGUACUGGUUGAAACCCACAUGGGAGGGGCUCAAGCAACAAAAAUAGCUUAUGUUCUUGGUUAUAUGGGCCAUACUCGGGUGGAUGCUAUGGGGAUCAGUGGUGGAAUUUGGGUCUUUUGGAAACCAGAAUUGGUUAAAGUAAAGCCCAUAAUCAAACAUAAUCAGCAUAUUACCAUUGAUAUUUCUCGAGUUGGGGACACCCCUUGGUACUUUACUACUGUCUACGCAAGCCUAGACCCGGUUAAACGUAAAGAAUUAUGGGAUGAUCUUAAAAACUUUGCCUCGACCCACAAUAAACCAUGGCUUGUUGCCAGUGAUUUCAACGACACUCGUACAACCUCUGAAAGAAACACUUCCUGUCAAGAAACCAACCGCCGGUCUGCUCAUGAUUGGAUUGAUGAGAUGCAACUCGUAGAAAUUGAAUUUGUAGGGGCUGGUCAUACCUGGGCCAGAGGUCUGUCCCGUGAAACGCGCCAGAGUGGAAGGCUCGAUCAAGACUUAUGUAAUGCAGAAUGGGGUUUGAGAUUUGAGCAAGCCAAAGUGCGCCAUCUCCCAGCCGUGGGUUCACACCACUUUCCUAUCUUUAUCUAA